CCCGGGGUGGCGCCGUUCGGACUCCGCGUCCCAGCAUUCCCUGCGCGAGCCCUGGAGCACUUCCGCCCUGGUGUGAAGUGGGUGUCUCGGUGGAGCCGUGGAGCCCCCGAAGGACUCACCGUAGAUGCAGGAAGCCGUUGGAUGAGGACAGCCCAGCUGACGUGAAGCAUCCAGACUGGACCAUGGCGGUGGCCCUGGAAUCCCAGGCCCAUGCCUCUCCCCCACCAGAGCCUGAAGAAGUCCUGAUUGUGAAACUGGAGGAGGACUCGUGGGGCUCAGAAUCCAAACCCCAGGAGAAGGGCCACGAGUCUGUCUCAGGCCCUGAGGCCUCCCGCCAGCGCUUCAGGCAGUUCCAGUACAGGGAUGCAGCUGGACCCCACGAGGCCUUCAGCCAGCUCUGGGCUCUCUGCUGUCGUUGGCUGAGGCCAGAGAUCCGCCUCAAAGAGCAGAUCCUGGAGCUGCUGGUGCUAGAGCAAUUCCUGACUAUCUUACCCAGGGACGUCCAGACCUGGGUGCAGGCGCGCCACCCUGAGAGCGGUGAGGAGGCGGUGGCCCUGGUGGAGGAUUGGCACCGGGAGGCGCGGGCUACAGGACAGCGGGAAUUGGAAUUGUGUGAAGAAGAGACCAAGUCCUUAAAGGCAGUGCAAGAAUCUCCGAGCUUCCAGCUGCAGCCAGUGGAUUCCUGGCCUGAGGGACAGUCCCAGAAGCAGUGGGUGAAGAAUACAUGCCCUGACCUUCCCAAUCAUCUAAAUGCCAAGAUGGCACCACAGCCUUUAAAAGAGAGUGCUGUCCUCGCUCCCCGAGUCCCUACUCUCCCAAAGAUGGGGAGUGUUGGAGAUUGGGAGGUGACAGCUGAGUCCCAGGAUGCCCUUGGCCCUGGCAGGCAUGCUGAGAAGGAGUUCUGCAAGGACGCCCUGGGAGACGACUGUGGGAACGGCGUGUGCUUGGGAGUUUCAGUUUCAAAGCCAAGUAUUACCUCCCAGAGAGAGCGAGGACCAGAGUUUUGGGGUAUAAGUCUUAAAAAUUCUUGGAAAAGGAACACUGCAGAUUACAGCAUGGAAAAUGAGCAAACAAAACCUGCUCAGGCAUUGGCCUGGAGGGACUCAAGAACCUGGGAAGAGCAGUACCAAUGGGACGUGGAGGACAUGAAGGUGUCAGGUGUUCACUGGGGCUACGAGGAGACCAAGACUUUCCUGGCCAUUUUGAGUGAGUCUCCUUUCUCCGAAAAGCUCCGUACUUGUCACCAGAACCGCCAGGUGUACCGGGCCAUUGCAGAGCGGCUAAGGGCAAGGGGCUUCCUGCGGACACUGGAGCAGUGUCGCUACAGGGUCAAAAACCUCCUUCGGAAUUACCGGAAAGCCAAGAGCAGCCACCCACCAGGGACCUGUCCCUUCUAUGAGGAGCUGGAAGCCCUGGUGAGGGCUCGGACAGCCAUCAGAGUCACAGACAGCCCAGGAGAGGCUGUGGCACUCCCCAGGCUGGGGGACAGUGACACAGAGAUGGAUGAGCAGGAGGAAGGGGCCUGGGAGCCCGAGGAAACAGCAGAAGACUGUAAUGGUGCUGGCCUGGUCACUGAUGAGUCCGCCCAGGGGUCCAGGAUUGCAGGAGGCCCAGCUCUGCUCCAGAGCCGUAUUGCAGGUGUGCACUGGGGCUAUGAGGAGACCAAGGCCUUCCUGGCGAUUCUCAGCGAGUCCCCAUUCUCUGAAAAGCUUCGCACCUGUCACCAGAACAGCCAGGUGUACCGGGCCAUUGCAGAGCGGCUGUGUGCCAUGGGCUUCCUGCGGACCCUGGAGCAGUGUCGCUACAGAUUCAAAAACCUCCUUCGAAGCUACCGGAAAGCCAAGAGCAGCCACCCGCCGGGGACGUGCCCUUUCUAUGAGGAGCUGGACUCGCUGAUGAGGGCUCGGACCGUGGUCAGGGCCAUAGGGACUGUCAGGGAGGCCAUGGGUCUCCCGAGGUGUGGGCAGAGCAGUGCUGAGGCUGAUGACCAGGAGGCCUGGGCUGAGAUGGCAGAUGAAGAUGCUGUCAAACCUCCAACCCCAUGUCCUAAAACCCCAGACACGGGUUUUGAAGUGAGGCCUGAGGAUGAAGACCAGAUUUCAGAGCAGGACAUUUUUGAGGGUUUGCCUGGAGCCCUGUCCACGUGUACUGCAGAGGCUGUCUGCCGGCCUCUUGACUGGGGGGCAGACAGUGAAAAUGAACUUGAAAAUGAAGGCAAACAGCAGUGGGGAAACCCCCCAGGGGAGCAGUGGGAGGAAUGCUCUUCUGAAGAAGACUUAGAAAAGCUCAUUGACCAUCAAGGCCUGUACCUUGUGGAGAAGCCCUACAAGUGUGAUGCAUGUGUGAAGAGCUUCAGUCGGAGCUCCCACUUCCUCGCUCACCAGCGGAUCCACACGGGUGAGAGGCCCUACAGAUGCCUUGAAUGUGGCAAGAACUUCAGUGACCGCUCCAACCUCAAUACCCAUCAGAGAAUCCACACUGGAGAGAAGCCCUACAAAUGCCUUGAAUGUGGGAAAGGCUUCAGUGACCACUCCAAUCUCGUCACUCACCAGAGAAUCCACACAGGGGAAAAGCCCUAUAAAUGUGGGGAAUGUUGGAAAAGCUUCAACCAGAGCUCAAACCUUCUGAAACAUCAGAGAAUCCACUUGGGAGGAAAUCCUGACCAGUGUAGUGAGCCUGCAGAAGACUCUGGCCAAAGCCCGUCUUUUAGUGCUCACUGGAAGGGUUCUGCAAAGGAGACAUCUCCUGAACAACCUCAGAGUAUCAAUAAGAACUUGAAUUCUCCUGGAGCACACAGCACCAACUCAGGGGAGAAACUCUAUGAGUGUUCUGAAUGUGGAAGAAGCUUCUCUAAAAGCUCUGCCCUCAUCAGUCACCAAAGAAUCCAUACAGGGGAGAAACCAUAUGAAUGUGCCGAAUGUGGGAAAAGCUUCAGUAAGAGCUCCACCCUGGCCAACCACCAGCGAACCCACACCGGGGAGAAGCCGUACAAGUGCGUGGACUGCGGGAAGUGCUUCAGCGAGCGCUCCAAGCUCAUCACGCACCAGAGAGUGCACACAGGAGAGAAGCCCUACAAAUGCCUCGAGUGUGGAAAAUUCUUCCGUGACCGUUCUAACCUCAUUACUCACCAGAGGAUUCACACGGGAGAGAAGCCGUAUAAGUGCAGAGAGUGUGGGAAAUGCUUUAACCAGAGCUCCAGUCUUAUUAUUCACCAGAGAAUCCACACUGGGGAGAAACCCUACAAGUGCAUGGAGUGCGGCAAAGACUUCAACAACAGCUCUCACUUUAGCGCCCACCGGCGAACCCACACGGGAGGGAAAGCAUUGUAGGGGACACCUCCCCCCACGACAAGGGAGAGAGAAAUGUAUAUAUCUUAUAAGAUGUAUGCCGGAAAGAAACUUUCCAACUUUUAGGCUUGGUGUGUACCCAAGGAAGUUACCUUGGUAUAAUCCAGGUAAUUUGGAAGUGAAUUAUAAAUACUAAGGAUCCAGAUUUGAA
Messenger RNA from Lemur catta (Ring-tailed lemur), 3498 nucleotides. It is a transcript of the gene ZSCAN20, whose product is annotated as zinc finger and SCAN domain containing 20. Gene Ontology annotation, biological process: regulation of transcription by RNA polymerase II. Gene Ontology annotation, molecular function: DNA-binding transcription factor activity, RNA polymerase II-specific; RNA polymerase II cis-regulatory region sequence-specific DNA binding. Bases 183 to 3329 code for a protein of 1048 amino acids. The transcript is spliced from 8 exons. Lineage: Eukaryota; Metazoa; Chordata; Mammalia; Primates; Lemuridae. The record is from RefSeq and is a predicted model, not a curated record.